GAAGAGGGGAACAGAAGAGAUGGGAUUGGGUCUAUCAGCUCUGAUAGGGUUGAAAGCGGGUGUAUUGCUGUGGAUGUUUGCAUAUGUGAGAAGCUUGGAAUGGAGGGUGUUGUCAAUCCCAUUGUUAUAUGCGUCUUUGGUAUCGAUGUUAGUCUCAGUUGCUUCUCACCCUUCCAUAAACCUUCCGAUGCUGUUGGGCAAGAGCUCCGACGGCAGUUUCCCGAUAUGGUCGAUCAUCAUGUUCAGCCCUUAUUUAUAUUUCGUCCGCCUAUUCUCGGCAUUGCGAAGACUAUGCAGUGGGGAAGCUCCAUACAGCCAAGUGGGUGAGGGUUUAUAUGUUGGCGGAUGGCCUUCUUCGCCGGAUAAGCUCCCUCCCGGUAAUCCUGCCAUUAUCGAUUGCACUUGUGAAUUGCCAAGAAGUUGUUGGUCGGACCAGAGUUAUCUCUGCGUCCCAACAUGGGACACUAGGUCUCCCAACCCCUCUCAGAUUGAAUCCGCUGUCAAGUGGGCUUCCAGAAAGAAGGACCAGAACAGGCCCGUUUUUGUCCACUGCGCAUACGGUCAUGGAAGAAGUGUGGCUGUUAUGUGUGCGCUAUUAGUUGCUCUUGGCGUGGCAGAGGAUUGGAAGAGUGCUGAAAAAUUAAUUCGGGAAAGACGUCCUUACAUUAGAAUGAAUUCUCUACACCGCAAGGCUCUGGAAGAGUGGUCAAAACAUCGGUUAUCCCCUUCUAAGAAGAGUGGAGAAUUGAAUGCUGUUAGGUCAGAUUGCGGAAAGAAAUAUUAAGUUAUUACAGGAUGUUAAUACCAUUUUAUAUUUAUGGUGUUGUAGUAUGCUGUCCUAGAAGAAACAUCUGCAUCAAAGUUAUAACCUUGUUGUGGUUACAGUGUUAAAAGGGAAGUGUGCGAUAGAUAGCUUGGUUAAUCAUUGGAGCAUUUUUUUUAUGGUGGCAGAUUCAUUUGCAGACUUGGGCAUCGGUGAACCCUUUGUAAUCAUUUGCUAAGUAUCAAGAACAUUGUAUUUGUUAUUGGCAUCAUUGAAUUAAACUUGAGGAUCUUCAUUGUAAUUUUUAUGUGAAUGAGAUUGAUAGGAAUCAUUUGAAUUUGUUAUGGUGAAACUUUAGGUUUGGUAUCUUUC
Fragaria vesca subsp. vesca is the source of this 1135-nucleotide messenger RNA. RefSeq lists its product as uncharacterized. The transcript is spliced from 2 exons. Gene Ontology annotation, biological process: protein dephosphorylation. Gene Ontology annotation, molecular function: protein tyrosine/serine/threonine phosphatase activity. The coding region runs from base 20 to 784 and encodes 254 amino acids. Lineage: Eukaryota; Viridiplantae; Streptophyta; Magnoliopsida; Rosales; Rosaceae. The record is from RefSeq and is a predicted model, not a curated record.